Molecule: messenger RNA, 324 nt
Organism: Staurois parvus
Lineage: Eukaryota; Metazoa; Chordata; Amphibia; Anura; Ranidae
Source: the annotation of a GenBank genome assembly
AUGACUUACUUCACAAUGCUAGUAGGAAUUUACUUUCCCUCCGUGACAGGUAUCAUGGCUGGUUCUAAUCGGUCUGGAGAUUUGAAGGAUGCUCAGAAAUCUAUCCCUUCAGGAACAAUAUUGGCCAUUGCAACCACGUCUUUUAUAUAUUUGUCUUGUGUAGUAUUAUUUGGUGCAUGCAUCGAAGGUUCACUUCUGCGUGACAAAUUUGGUGAAUCCGUUAGUGGUCAGCUUGUAAUAGGCAUUUUGGCUUGGCCAUCUCCUUGGGUAAUUGUUAUUGGCUCUUUCUUCUCUACUUGUGGUGCUGGACUCCAGAGUUUGACA